AUGGCCCCUACCAGUUCUAGGACACUAAAUAUGGCGCCCGUCGCCAGGCUAACCGCCCAAGUUCAAAGCGCGCCUAAGAGUGGCACGUCCCGAACCGGAGGCUACUUACUCAAACUGUCCGCCCCUUCGGACCAGGGUCAAGCGGCAGGCCUCUCGUUCGGCCCCCUUCAACUCCCAGCCCUCGAUUGUUGUGAAGUACUGCGUUCUGGUCGGGGGCCGAUCCAUCCCGGCGAGCGGACGGGUGGACGCCGGGGGUGGCGAACACCGAGCUCACGGUGUAAGCCCGACGACCCGACCGUCAGUCCUCUCUCCGCCUCCUCCGCCGGCUUGCCGGCCGACCGAAUCAACCGCUGCCCAGAGAGCUCCCGCGCGUUCCGUCUGCUGCGAGAGAGCGCCCCGAGCCGACUGAAGAGAGAACGAAAGCGAGUGAACGUAGGCGGGAGCGAGCGCCGCCGCGAGCGUGCUCCGCCCUCCGCCAACGGCGCCCCCACGUGUCCCGACGCCGCCACUGCAGAGCCGGAGCCUCCCGGCGGGCGGCCGGCUCGCGCUGGGAAGCCAGCCAGCCAGCCAUCUGCUGAAAUCACAGGCUUUCAAUGGAACGACAAUGGUCGCCCUAGAUCAUCCUCUCCAACCUGGGGCCCUUCCAGUUAG
This is a messenger RNA of Sarcophilus harrisii (Tasmanian devil), 651 nucleotides long. RefSeq lists its product as uncharacterized. The coding region runs from base 1 to 651 and encodes 216 amino acids. The transcript is spliced from 3 exons. NCBI's taxonomy places the organism in Eukaryota, Metazoa, Chordata, Mammalia, Dasyuromorphia, Dasyuridae. The record is from RefSeq and is a predicted model, not a curated record.